UCUAUUCUUUCUUCUGCUGCUGCACUCUGGUGCUUUUUCUUCCGCGCCCUCCUCUUUGUUUCCCUCCUCCUGUCUGUUACAGGGACAGUUUCAUCUAAAUGGCAUGCACAAGGCUGGGGAUUUGAUUCUCGGUGGGCUGUUUCAGGUCCACUUCUUCUCCGUGUUUCCUGACCAGUCGUUUACCGCCGAACCACAACAGCUGACAUGCCACAGUUUUGAUCUGUUAGGGUUUAGACAGGCUCAGACCAUGGCCUUUGCCAUUGAUGAGAUCAACAAAAACUCUCAGCUUUUACCCGACGUCACUUUGGGCUACAGUUUGUACGACAACUGUCUCACUCUCGGAGUUGGAUUUCGUGCAGCACUGGCAUUAGUCGGCGGUCAAGAGGAGCAUAUUGUGUUGAAUGAGACCUGUGAAGGAGCCCCUCCAGUUGUGGGGCUUGUGGGAGAUUCUUCCUCUACACGCACUAUUGCUAUCUCCACUGUCUUGGGUUUGUACAGAGUGCCGAUGGUGAGUUAUUUUGCCACAUGUGCCUGUCUAAGUGAUCGGCAGAGGUUUCCAUCAUUCUUUAGGACAAUCCCGAGUGAUGCCUUCCAGGUGCGCGCCGUGCUUCAGAUACUCAAACACUUUGGCUGGACGUGGGCGGGUUUGCUGAUAAGUGAUGAUGAUUACGGGCUGGACGCCGCCCGCUCCUUCAACUCUGACCUGGGUGUGUCUGCAGGAGGCUGUCUGGCCUACGUAGAGAUUCUGCCCUGGGAAAAAGAUGUGGAUGAAUUCAAGAGGAUCGUGGAUGUGAUGAGGAAAUCCACGGCCCGCGUUGUUGUUGUGUUUGCGCAUGAGGGUAUGAUCAUUAAUCUCAUGGAGGAGGUUGUGAGGCAGAACUUGACAGGCCUCCAGUGGCUGGCCAGUGAGGCCUGGUCCACAGCUGCUGUGCUCCAGACCCCUGACCUCAUGCCGUACCUCGGGGGCACACUGGGCAUCGCUAUCCGUCGAGGAGAGAUACCAGGCCUCAAGGACUUCCUGCUCCAAACACGUGCUGAUCUACAACACAACAACACCUUUGGAAACAGCAUGGCAAACCAGUUUUGGGAAUUCACAUUUCAAUGUAAAUUUGCACCGGCUCCAUCAGGCUGGGUUGAGAAUGGGGGAAGGAUUUGCUCUGGAGACGAGGAUUUGAAGGCCGUGGAGACUGAGUUCUUAGAUGUUUCUGAUCUCAGGUCUGAGUACAACGUCUACAAAGCCGUGUACGCUCUGGCAUACGCCCUUGAUGAGCUGCUGAGGUGUGAACCAGGAAAAGGGCCUUUCAGUGAGGAAAGCUGUGCAACUUUGCAAACACUUCAUCCAUGGCAGCUUGUGUAUUAUCUAGAGAGGGUGAAUUUCACCACAUCAUUUGGUGACCAAGUGUCAUUUGAUGAGAACGGCGACGCCUUACCGAUAUAUGACGUCAUGAACUGGCUCCGGCUCCCCGACGGACAAACGAAAGUUCAAAAUGUCGGGGACGUAAAAGUGUCGCCUUUUAAUGGUGAACAACUCACACUUUAUGAAGACAAAAUCUUCUGGAACUUUCAAUCAAAAAAGCCGCCGCGUUCGGUGUGCAGCGAGAACUGUCCUCCAGGAACCCGCGUGGUGAGAAAGAAGGGGGAACCUGAGUGCUGUUUUGACUGCAUCCCUUGCUCUGAGGGAAUGAUCAGUAAUUACACUAAUUCCCUGGAGUGCUUCAGCUGUCCAGAGGACUUCUGGUCCAGUCCACAGCGAGAUCACUGCGUUCUUAAGCAAACAGAGUUCCUCUCCUAUCAGGAACCUUUAGGGAUCUGCUUGACAGCAGCCUCACUGCUGGGCACAUUCAUCUGCGCUGUCGUUCUGGGGAUCUUCAUCUAUCACCGCAGUACACCGAUAGUACGAGCCAACAACUCAGAACUUAGUUUCAACCUGUUGUUUUCCCUCAAGCUGUGCUUCCUGUGUUCGCUGCUGUUCAUCGGACGACCCAGACUGUGGACAUGUCAACUGAGACACGCUGUAUUUGGGAUCAGCUUUGUGCUCUGUGUGUCCUGCAUCCUGGUUAAAACCAUGGUGGUUCUGGCUGUGUUCAAAGCCUCCAAGCCAGGAGGGGGAGCCAGUCUCAAGUGGUUCGGUGCUUCACAGCAGAGAGGAACUGUUCUGGUUCUCACCUCUGUUCAGGCAGCAAUCUGCACUGCCUGGCUUGUCUCUUCUUCUCCUUCUCCACAUAAAAACACCAAAUACCACAACGAUAAGAUAGUUUAUGAGUGUAUUGUUGGCUCCGCUAUUGGUUUUUCCGUGUUACUGGGAUACAUUGGCUUACUGGCCAUCCUCAGCUUUGUGUUGGCGUUUAUGGCCAGGAAUCUGCCCGACAACUUCAACGAGGCCAAACUCAUCACUUUCAGCAUGCUGAUCUUCUGCGCUGUGUGGGUGGCCUUUGUUCCUGCUUAUGUCAGCUCACCGGGCAAAUAUGCAGAUGCAGUGGAGGUGUUUGCCAUCCUGGCCUCCAGUUUUGGCCUCUUGAUGGCGCUGUUUGGACCCAAAUGUUACAUAAUUCUGCUGAGACCAGAAAGAAAUACGAAGAAAGCUCUCAUGGGGCGAAGCACAAUAGGAACCACUUAAAAGUAAACAAGUGCUGGGUGAUUGAAGUGCAUAGAAACUACACAAAAAUUUCAGAUUUGGAGUCAGAUCUGAAUCAAAAUGUUUACUUCCAGUGUACAGGCAUAAAUCCAAAUUUGUUCGACUGUCUAAACUAGGCAAAUAUGAAUAUCUUACAAAAUACAUUGUAGAUUCUGUAAAGUUAAUGAUAGACUGAUAUGAUUGCUGAAACUGAAUAAUUCAAUCUUGGUAUAACAUUUCUACAUCAUUGAUAGAAAAAGUAAAGCAUUAAGUGCAGCAGUAACUCAUUCUAGCAACAAACACAACUAAGCACAUAAACUCUGAGCCAGUAGUAUGUAUCGCUUUCGGUUCUCUCUUGUGUAACUACUUAUUUAUAGUUUUUUAUUUGUUUAUGGCUGCAUUGUUAUGGAA
Messenger RNA from Gambusia affinis (western mosquitofish), 3025 nucleotides. RefSeq names its product extracellular calcium-sensing receptor-like. Gene Ontology annotation, biological process: G protein-coupled receptor signaling pathway. Gene Ontology annotation, cellular component: membrane. The record is from RefSeq and is a predicted model, not a curated record. Gene Ontology annotation, molecular function: G protein-coupled receptor activity. Lineage: Eukaryota; Metazoa; Chordata; Actinopteri; Cyprinodontiformes; Poeciliidae. Bases 104 to 2617 code for a protein of 837 amino acids. The transcript is spliced from 9 exons.